AUGUCAAGCGAUAUGCUGCAGGCUUUGACAUUGCUCUGUCUAUACUCUACUUCCGUCCACAAAGAAGGACUCAUGGACGACUGGUUGCUGAGCGGAAUCUCGAUCAACCAUGCCCUUAUCUCAUUUAACUUCCUCAACACCUUGCCGGGAGACAAUUUAAAUCCAGACGAGCUACUGGCUCAGUUGCGUCUGUGGAACACACUUUGCGCAACCCAGCUCCACUCUGCCCUUGCAAACGGCCGUACCGUCAACAUCCAACAACAAUUCAUCGACCAAUGCCCCCGCGUCCUCGAACACGCAGCCGCCACACCAGAAGAUGGGAGGAUCGUCGCAGAAAUCCAACUAUACCGCAUCGCUCUCCGACUUCAACACACCCAGCACCGCGUCCAAUUCGCAGAAACCGAAUACGAAGAUCUGGAACGCUGGAAAAUGGAAUGGGCCCAUCUCCUAACCACCAGCGAAGACUCAACCCUCAAUCUGAACCUUUGGUUCUGCCAACUGCUCCUCUACCGAACAGCCGCCCGUGUCCAACCGGACAGCGAGCGCCUCCUCCCAGAAAUAUGCGGCACGGCCCGCCUAAUAAUCAACCAAUUCCUCCAAACGCGCUUCACCACCGCUCCCGCUUUAAUCGACCACGUAUACUUCAUUGUCGGCUACGCUGCGCUCACACUCUGCGACUACACGCUCACCGACCCACUAAUCAGCCAAGUCCGCGGCUUCCUACUGCACCUCGCGCCCGGCGGCGACAACCUCUCAUAUCGGAUCGCGUGCAUUGUCGGCGAAGUACAACGGCGGUAUUCGGAGACAAGUGCUGUUGUGACUGCGGGGUCGCAUUCCUCGUCGCCGGUCGCCGAGGUCAAGGGCGUGCAGAUGUUUGGUGCAUCGCAACAUCAUCGUUCCGGCAUGGAUAUCUCGCAGCUCAUGUCUAGCGCGGAGGGCUUGGAUUCCCUUGUUGAGGGGUAUAAUUGUCUCGAGCAGAUGAUGCCUGGGUAUACGACUUCUCAACCUUCGUUUGAAGCCCCAGAUUUGUUUCAUUCUCCGACGACUGGAACAACUGGUGGAGCUAUGCCGAUCGGGCUAGUGCCGAGGGCGUUGCAUGAUUGGUGA
Molecule: messenger RNA, 1107 nt
Organism: Penicillium digitatum Pd1
Lineage: Eukaryota; Fungi; Ascomycota; Eurotiomycetes; Eurotiales; Aspergillaceae
Source: RefSeq, a predicted model, not a curated record